This is a messenger RNA of Elephantulus edwardii (Cape elephant shrew), 684 nucleotides long. Its product is annotated as transcription elongation factor B polypeptide 3-like. NCBI's taxonomy places the organism in Eukaryota, Metazoa, Chordata, Mammalia, Macroscelidea, Macroscelididae. Gene Ontology annotation, cellular component: elongin complex; nucleus. The record is from RefSeq and is a predicted model, not a curated record. Gene Ontology annotation, biological process: transcription elongation by RNA polymerase II. Bases 1 to 684 code for a protein of 227 amino acids. Gene Ontology annotation, molecular function: protein binding. The transcript is spliced from 3 exons.
AUGGCGGCGGAGUCGGCGCUUCCAGUCGUGGAGAAGCUGCAGGCGCGCCUGGCCGCGAACCAGGACCCCAAGAAAUUAUUGAAAUAUUUGAAGAAACUCUCCACUUUGCCUAUUACAGUUGACAUUCUUGCGGAGACUGGAGUUGGGAAGACGGUAAAUAGAGUCCCAUAUCAUCUUCUCGAGCCUGUCUUAGAGAGGUGUACGCCUAGUCAGCUGUAUCGCAUUGAGGAGUGCAAUCAUGUAUUAAUUGAGGACACAGAUCAGUUAUGGAAAAUUCACUGUCAUCGAGACUUUAAGGAAGAAAGGCCAGAAGAGUAUGAGUCAUGGCGAGAGAUGUACCUGAGGCUUCACGAUGCCCGAGAGCAGCGGUUACGGUUGGUGACGCAGAAAAUCCAGUCUGCACAUGCCAACAAGCCCAAAGGUCGACAAGCAAAGAUGGCCUUUGUCAACUCUGUGGCCAAGCCACCUCGUGAUGUCCGAAGGAGGCAGGAGAAGUUUGGAACAGGAGGAGCAGCUGUCCCUGACAGAAUCAAGAUCAAGCCCGCCCUGGACCUCACAGGAAGCAGCCAUACUUCCUUCAGCAGUGGCAGCAGCAACAGCUCUCAUCCCUCCAACGGCCCAAAAAUCGCUCCAAUGAUGGCCAAGACGAUUAAAGCUUUCAAGAACAGAUUCUCCCGAAGAUAA